AUGAGAGGCUCGCUCCCGGAGUUCUAUUCCCUCAGAGGAGAGAUCACCGCUGAUCCCGGCGGGACCUUAUCCGGUGGUGAGUGGAGUAGAUGGCCGCUGCCCCACUAUCCUGCCUAACGUAGCCCGACAGACACUCUUGACCGUGGCGGGUCCAGUCCUGUCCCUCCCCCCGGACCGGGGGGGAAUAUUUCGGUCCCCACAGGCGACAACCACAACUGCCGCAAGGCCCAACCACCAGCAAAGCAGUGAAGUGCAAACAAGGCAGCACUCGACAAGACAACACGGAGCAAGACGAUCAGGAACAACUGGGUGCCCAUGCCACAGACCUGAAACGUGUCCUUGAACUCCCUCCAGGACAAAACAGUGGGUCCCUCCAAGCAGCCCACAGCACUACCACCAACAAGCGAGUGGGUGGGUGUGAGGCGAACGGAGAGCGGAUCUCCCCUGGGCACUCCCUAAAUUGCAGAGCCAAUACCCGCACAAUGGGCCCACCAGGGCUGAAGGCCACCAGGGAAAUACUCCCAAAGCAUUGGCCACCGGCGCAGUGGACCUAA
Messenger RNA from Pelobates cultripes (western spadefoot toad), 554 nucleotides. The record is from the annotation of a GenBank genome assembly. NCBI's taxonomy places the organism in Eukaryota, Metazoa, Chordata, Amphibia, Anura, Pelobatidae.